AUGGGAGUCACAUUGUUCGAACCCCCUCCUCGAGACCCUUCGAAAUCGCCUAUCGAGAGCAUUUUAGACCUUACCCCGGUCACUGAUAUUGGCCCGGAUGUAUUCACCAACACACGACCUCUCUGGCACCCUCCCGGGGCACGAGGCAUAUACGGGGGCUCAGCCAUAGCACAAUGUCUUGCAGCAGCCCAGUUGACUGUGCCUCCGGACUUCCUGCCCCAUAGCAUGCAUUGUUAUUUUGUGUUGUCCGGCGACUCGUCUCUACCUAUCUUAUACCACGUGGAACGUGUCCGGGACGGGAAAAGCUUUGCUACACGAACAGUACAAGCUCGACAACAGGGCCGGCCAAUCUUCACCACAACCCUUAGUUUCGAUCGUGAGGGAAGCGGCGGCGUAAAAAAAGUCGAGCAUUCAACUGUUAUGCGCAGCGGGUUCAAGUUCCCGGACCCAACUGACGAAAGGCCUGGAAGAGGGCCAUUUGAAUCGAGACGGAUCGAUAUUCCUAAUUCGUCAGCCCCUCCCGAAGAGAAAGCUGUGCUGCAAUGGGUUCGAGCGCGAGGAAAUAUUUCUGAAGAAGGCGGCCUCCCCGCUCACCUAUCUGCAUUGGCAUACAUGUCUGACAGUUACUUCAUCGGUACCGUAGCGCGGGUACAGGGUAUCCCGCGGUUCUCAUCACCAGCAGCCCUGAAAAGCGCACUAUCUGCACUAAAGAACCCUUCAGAUCUCGAUGAGCAGAGUAUUAUAAAGUACCUCAAGGACAUGGCUGAUCAGGAAGCCCUCGAACUCAAAUCCGGGACUGCAAGUGCUUCUCCUGUAUCUCUUCCCAAACGAGAACUUGGUAUGAUGGUCAGUUUAGAUCACACCAUCUAUUUCCAUAAUCGUCGUGGAUUUAAAGCCGACGACUGGAUCUUUACGGAGAUGAAUAGCCCCUGGGCUGGAGAGGGUAGAGGUUGUGUUAUGCAGCGGAUGUGGGCUCGUGAUGGUUCAUUGAUUGCAACCUGCGUACAGGAAGGUGUCAUACGCCUAAAGCAGGAUAAACCUACACAGAAUAGCAAAUUAUGA
Molecule: messenger RNA, 1062 nt
Organism: Ophidiomyces ophidiicola
Lineage: Eukaryota; Fungi; Ascomycota; Eurotiomycetes; Onygenales; Onygenaceae
Gene: TES1
Product: acyl-CoA thioesterase
Exons: 4
Coding region: 1-1062 (353 amino acids)
Biological process (GO): acyl-CoA metabolic process; fatty acid catabolic process
Cellular component (GO): peroxisomal matrix
Molecular function (GO): fatty acyl-CoA hydrolase activity
Source: RefSeq, a predicted model, not a curated record